Mycotypha africana is the source of this 1908-nucleotide messenger RNA. Its product is annotated as GTP binding protein 4. Gene Ontology annotation, cellular component: nucleolus. Gene Ontology annotation, biological process: ribosomal large subunit biogenesis. NCBI's taxonomy places the organism in Eukaryota, Fungi, Mucoromycota, Mucoromycetes, Mucorales, Mycotyphaceae. The record is from RefSeq and is a predicted model, not a curated record. The coding region runs from base 1 to 1908 and encodes 635 amino acids. The transcript has 2 exons. Gene Ontology annotation, molecular function: GTPase activity; RNA binding; GTP binding.
AUGAGUGUGUCUCUUUAUAAUUUCAAAAGGAUCGAACCUGUGCCUACGUCAAAUGAUUUCAUUGAUAUCAUUUUGUCCAAGACGCAGAGAAAGACUCCUACUGUCAUUCACAAGAACUACAAUAUUGGUCGUAUCAGACAGUUUUACAUGCGUAAAGUCAAGUUUACGCAAGAAAACUUUGAUGAAAAAUUCAAGAAUAUUUUAGAAGAGUUUCCCAAAUUAGAGGAUAUUCACCCUUUCUAUGCUGAUUUAAUGAAUGUUUUGUACGAUAAGGAUCACUACAAGUUGGCUCUCGGUCAGAUCAAUACUGCUCGUCAUUUGAUCGAUCAAAUCGCUAAAGAUUAUGUCCGUCUUUUGAAAUUCGGUGAUUCUCUGUACCGUUGUAAGCAAUUGAAAAAAGCUGCCUUAGGCCGUAUGGCUACCGUUAUGAAGCGUCAAAAAGACAGUUUAGCCUAUCUUGAACAAGUACGCCAACAUUUAUCCCGUUUACCUUCCAUCGAUCCCAACACUCGUACACUCUUGAUCUGUGGUUAUCCUAAUGUCGGUAAAUCCUCAUUCAUCAACAAAAUCACCCGUGCUGAUGUGGAUGUACAACCUUACGCUUUCACCACCAAAUCACUCUUUGUUGGUCAUAUGGAUUAUAAGUACAUGCGAUGGCAAGUCAUUGACACGCCUGGUAUUCUUGAUCAUCCUUUAGAAGAACGUAACACCAUUGAAAUGCAAUCUAUUACUGCUAUGGCUCAUUUAAGAUCAUGUAUUAUGUAUUUCAUGGAUCUGUCAGAACAAUGUGGUUACAGUGUUGAAGAUCAGGUGAAAUUGUUCCACAAUAUCAAACCUUUGUUUGCCAACAAGCCUAUUGUGUUGGUGAUCAAUAAGAUUGAUCAAGCCAAGCCUGAAGACCUACCUGAAGAGCAAAAGCAGUGGAUUCAAGAAAUUGCAAAUCAAGAAAAUGCAACGGUUGUAACCAUGUCUUGCUAUAACGAAGAAGGCGUGAUGAAUGUCAGAAAUACCGCCUGUGAUCGACUUUUACAAGCCCGUGUUGAAAUGAAGAUGAAGAGUAAUAAGAUUAACGAUGUAAUCAACAAGAUACAUUUGGCCCAGCCUCAACAGAGAGACGGCGUGGCUCGUCUUCCUAAUAUACCCGCCGAAGUUCAAUCUCGUGUUAAAUAUGAUCCCAAUGACCCUAACCGCCGUAUUCUCGAAAAGGAUUUGGAAGUGGAAAAUGGUGGUGCUGGUGUUUAUAGCGUCGACUUGCGUAAGAAAUACUUAUUGGCUAGUGAUGAGUGGAAAUACGAUACCAUUCCUGAAUUUUUGGACGGUCAUAAUGUUGCUGACUUCAUCGACCCUGAAAUCGAAGAGAAACUGGAAGCUCUUGAAAGAGAAGAAGAACGUUUAGAAGCUGAAGGAUUUUAUCAAUCAGACGACGAGAUUUUGGAUGAUGAUGAGGAAGCAAUGCGUGUGGCGGCUGAUGCUAUUCGUCAAAAGAAGAAGUUGAUUGUACAAGCUCACCGUGCGGCCCAUGGUAGAACGAGACCUGCUCUGCCUAAGACCGCCAAAUUCACAAGUGUUAAUGAGAUGGGCGAGAAAUUGGCAGAAAUGGGCAUUGAUGCUUCGGCCGCUGCUGAACAUGCACGAUCACGUAAACGUACUAGAGAUGAAGCCUUGCCUGAUGCUGCAGUUAAAGAAGCCGGUAGUACUGACCGUGGUGAAAUUGAAGCCAUGGAAAUCAGCAAAGAAGGUUUCCGUAAUGUUAAACAGAAAUUGGAAGCUGAUAAGCAGAAGAAAAAUGUUCAAAAACAAGCAGCCAAGAUGGGUAAGCGUGGUGAAGCUGAUAGACAAAUUCAAACCAAGAUGCCCAAGCAUUUGUUCAGUGGUAAACGUGGUAACGGUACAACAGACCGUCGUUAA